Ilyonectria robusta is the source of this 2290-nucleotide messenger RNA. Its product is annotated as family 15 glycoside hydrolase. Gene Ontology annotation, biological process: carbohydrate metabolic process. The record is from RefSeq and is a predicted model, not a curated record. Gene Ontology annotation, molecular function: hydrolase activity, hydrolyzing O-glycosyl compounds. The transcript has 8 exons. Lineage: Eukaryota; Fungi; Ascomycota; Sordariomycetes; Hypocreales; Nectriaceae. The coding region runs from base 139 to 2184 and encodes 681 amino acids.
CGUGUCUCCGCCCAAAGCUGUGCUUCGUCAUGUGAGCUAGUGCUAUACGAUCCGCGCAGCUGGCACAUAUAUAAGUCCAUUGCGUCAUGCAUCCCACGACUCCAGCUGGGGGGUGACCUUACCACACACUCAAACACCAUGGCCUCUCAAUGCCCAUUGAUUCACAGUGGAGGUGCUCGGAGAGCCCAAACCGGGGGCUAUCUCCCAAUUGAGGACUAUGGCAUGAUCGGGAACAUGCACACCUGUGCCCUGGUCGGCAUGGAUGGAAGUGUAGACUUCAUGUGCUGGCCUGACUUUGACUCCCCGUCCGUCUUUUGCCGUCUCUUGGAUAAAAACAUCGGUGGCUACUUCAGCAUUUCUCCGCCGCAAGGUAUCAACUGCACCACCAAGCAGCAGUACCUGCCCUCGUCCUGCAUCUUGCAGACACGCUACAUCCACGAGGAUGGCGUCGUCGACUUGGUUGACUUCUUCCCGCGCCCCAAGAGCGCCCAGGUCAUGACAAAAGGCUACAAGCAGAACGCCUAUCGAGAGGCCACCAAGGUUCAGGAGGAGCUGAAGAAAUGGCUUGUGAGACGGGUAGAAUGCAUCCGCGGUUCUCUGACACUUGACGUUGAAAUAUUCCCUGCCUUUGGAUACGGUCAAGAUGAACAUGUUACCACUCUCCUCCGGGAAUCACACACCUGUGUUAGUCCCGAGAGCAAGGUGGCGUCCUUCCAUAGCAAGGACGUCAAGCUCCAGCUCGAUGUGGCAGUGGACAACGGCGAGGACGAGAAGAGCUGCCCUAUCAUCAUGUUCAAGAAAGUGAAGCGUCCUGGCAUGCAUGGUGAAGGCCUCGUUGCUCGCAUCGAGAUCCAGGAAGGGCAGAAUAUCUCGUUUGUUCUUCGGAACGAUAUUCCCAACCAUGUGGCUCCGAGUAUCUCGACUCCUAUUCUGGAUGCUCAACAGCAUGAUACCCAAACCUUCUGGUUCAAUUUCAUCUCUCAGUCGAAGUACAAGGGACGGUGGAGGGAAGUGGUAUCAAGGAGCUUGAUGAUACUGAAAAUGAUGACAUACGAACCUACAGGAGCAAUCGUCGCCGCGCCGACGUUCUCGGUCCCCGAGGCCAUUGGAGGCGUUCGUAACUGGGACUACCGCUACUGCUGGAUCCGUGACUCCAGUUUCACCAUUUACAUCCUGCUUCGUCUCGGCUUCAAAGCCGAGGCCGACGCGUACAUGGAGUUUAUCAUGGAGCGGUUCGUCGACUCGCGUGGACCUGAUGGCGGAUUGCCCAUCAUGUUUACGAUCCGCGGAGAAACCAAUAUCCCUGAAUUGGAAUUAAACCACCUCGAAGGAUACCGUGGUAGUAGUCCUGUUCGAAUCGGUAAUGGAGCGGCAUUCCAUCAGCAGUUUGAUAUCUAUGGUGAGCUCAUGGAUGCCAUCUACCUGUACAACAAGUUUGGCAAGCCGGUUGCAUGGGAUGUGUGGCGUGCUGUCCGUGGCAUUCUCGAUUAUGUGUUGACAAUCGUCGACGACCCCGACAUGUCCAUCUGGGAAGUCCGAAACCACAAGCAACACUUCACCUACUCGCAGAUUAUGCUCUGGGUUGCCUUUGACCGCGGUCUCCGCCUCUCCGAAAAGAGAUGUUUCCCCUGUCCCAAUCGUGCCAAAUGGAUGGAGGCCAGAGACAAGCUUUACGAGCGGGUCAUGGAGAAAGGCUACAACACCGAAAUGAAAUGUUUUGUUCAAAGUUUUGAAAACAACACAAUGCUUGACUCUUCUAUCCUCAUCGCACCUCUCGUCUUCUUCAUCUCUCCUUGCGACCCACGCUUCACCAACACACUCGAUCGCAUUCUUCUUCCCCCUGAGAAGGGUGGACUGACCAGUACUGGCUUGGUAUACCGUUAUGAUACAGAACUCGCCGAUGACGGAGUUGGUGGCACGGAGGGAGCCUUCAGCAUGUGUACCUUCUGGCUCGUUGAGGCCAUGACCCGCGCCAGCGUCUAUGAGCCUAAGUAUCUCGUCAGGGCGAUUAACCUCUUUGAGAACAUGCUCGGUUUCUCUAACCACCUUCUUAUGUUCUCCGAAGAAAUCGCACGCAGCGGCGAGCAGCUGGGAAACACGCCGCAGGCGUUCAGUCAUUUAGCCCUGAUCAGUGCUGCGUUCAAUCUCGAUCGCGCUACGGAGGGUUGGAAGGAGACGAGGUGAUUAGCUGGGCCAGUGUCAAAAUCGCUUGAUGUCUGAUAUUCAUGUCACAAUGUAGUGCGGGACGCAUUGGUGAAUAGCUUAACAAGAUAUAUUGGCAAAUAACCCA